Molecule: messenger RNA, 880 nt
Organism: Pseudophryne corroboree (corroboree frog)
Lineage: Eukaryota; Metazoa; Chordata; Amphibia; Anura; Myobatrachidae
Product: cholesterol 25-hydroxylase-like protein 1, member 1
Exons: 1
Coding region: 1-807 (268 amino acids)
Biological process (GO): cholesterol metabolic process; sterol biosynthetic process
Cellular component (GO): endoplasmic reticulum membrane
Molecular function (GO): steroid hydroxylase activity; C-4 methylsterol oxidase activity; iron ion binding
Source: RefSeq, a predicted model, not a curated record
AUGAACUCGUCAAACUCCAGCCACCAGCAUUUGUUUCUUCAGCCAAUCUGGGAUUACAUGCUUACCGAGUUUGGUGACCAAGUGAGUGGACCUUUUUUCCCAGUCUUGUUGGCAUUCACUGGCUAUGUGUGCUUCAGUUUUCCCUUUGCUGUUAUAGAUAUACUGGGAGACAAAUGCCAGUUUUUUUACCAAUACAAAAUUCAGAAGACCAUGAGCCCAACAAUAAGGAUGAUGGCCCUCUGUAUCUGGAAGUGUGUGUCCAACUAUGUGAUCUACGUCUUUCCUACUGUACUUCUCAACUGGCUGUGGAUGCCAAGUGUCUCCUUGCCAGUGGCUGCUCCUUCAGUGUGCACUCUGCUUGGAGAGGUCUUCGGCUGUCUACUUCUGUUUGACUUCCAAUAUUUUAUAUGGCACAUACUGCACCAUAAAAACCACUGGUUGUACAAGAAAGUGCACGCUGUCCACCACAAGUAUACUGCUCCAUUUUCAUUGUCUAGUCAGUACCUUGGAGGCUAUGAGCUUAUGACUGUUGGGUUUUGGAGUAGCAUUAAUCCCAUUCGAUUAGGGUGUCACCCAUUAUCAUCAUGGACCUGUAUUUUGCUUAGCAUUUGGAUGUCAGUGGCUGAUCACAUAGGCUAUAAUUUCCCAUGGUCUCUUAAUCAUAUCCUACCCUUUGACUUAUAUGGAGGGGCACUGGCUCAUGAUUUGCAUCAUCAAAAACCAGAUACAAACUUUGCCCCUUAUUUUGGACAUUGGGACCAAAUUUUUGGAACGUCUUGUUCUAUAAUAGACAAUGCAUGUAAUUGAAGUCAAAUUUUUCAAGAUACUGCUGUCGAAACUGCAAAUAUUGGAGUAAAGGGAAACUGAACAGUGGAUUGUA